AUGUUUCCUAGCCCUGUACCCUUCCAGUUCAUAAAGGGAGAAAUACCAUACCUUCCUGAGGCCGGCUCCUACUGUCCUCCAAACAGCCAAUGUACACCAAAGUUGAUUUCCAUGGUUAGCAGUGGUUCCAAAGAAAAUGAGCAGGCGGGCCACUGCCCAAGCGGGAUGGAGCUGAUAGAAGUCAUGUGCAAAAGAGAAAUUGGUUGUGUGAAUUACAAAGUCGGUGAUUUUAAAGACAAAGUGGUGGAGAGCCGAGGAGGGAUCAUGGACAGCGUACAGAGAUUCUCAAACCUGCCAACGUACCUCCCUGCCAGCUAUCACAUCUGCAACGCUGAUGUUUUCUUCUUCCUUAAGGAAACCAACCAGGACAUCACGAGGAAUUCCAGUUUGCAGUCCAGGGUGGAUUCAUUCCUUAUAUACAAAUCCAAACUGCCGCCUGUCCUAAAUGCCACGUACGGACCCUUUUCUGUGGAGCAGGCUGUUCCUUUAGACCUCAUGCUGUCUUCUACAUCUUUUGGUUUCACAAAUGAAUUCUCUUUCAAUUGGAAAUUAAAAUCGCACAUAAUAGACAGCUCGAUUUAUUCCAACAAACCUAAAAUACAAACCUUGUUCUAUAUUGCGGGGAAAGACUGGGACGACUAUGACCCUGAGGAGAGGUUGCCUUGCGUGAAGAUGUUUGCUUUCCUGGAAUCUAGAGGAGUGGUGGCCAGCUGCAGGUUGACAGGCCAACUGGGAUUAUGCGUUGCAGAGCUGGAGUUAUAUCCCAGCUGGUUCAGCUCCCCUCCACCCCUGGUGUCAGAGGAUACAGCUCCCCUGGAAGGGAUUACUGUGGAGCUCUUCUAUAAGAUUGAUACAGCAGAUGGGGAAUGUUCUCCAGAGGAUGAAAAGUGGGAGAACAAUAUUCACGCGGAUCAAGAUAACGCACGGAAGGCUUUGCCAGCUAUGGAGAGGAUUGGUAGCAUUGUUGUUUACCCAAAUCAAGACACAUUAAAACAGUCUGCACUGAGGCUAGAUGAGAAUGUCGUAAUCCGCUUGCCACUCAGCCCGGUCAAAGAAGGGGACGUUGUGACCUUCCAUGUCUCCCUGGCAGAUGACUCUCUGGCAGACCAGUUUGUAUUAAGAAUUAAGACUGCCCCAGGCGUGAAGAUCUUGGACGUCAGAGUCAGCGAUGCGGACCAGUGGGGAGUUCAAGAGGAGACUGACAGCGCCAGGACCACUGCCACGAUCACCUGUAUGCACAAUGACCCGGACCCUGAAAGCAGAGCAAACAUCACCUCCUAUGAGAUCCUGCAGAUGGACUUUGAGAUCGACAACACCAGCAGCCUGGCGGGGGCCCAGCAGAUCACCUGGCAGGUGGAAUACCCUCGAGAUGAUUCUCUGAGUGAGCUGGUGGUCUCUGAGAUCUUCGUCAGCCGAACGAUGUUUGCUGGAAUUGUUCCUCUUGCCAUGGACACAGAAGUCCUUAACACGGCCAUCCUGACGGGCAAAACGGUGUCAGUUCCAGUCAAGGUUGUUGCAGUGCAGGAGGAUGGGUCGGUGGUCGAUGUGUCAGAGUCCACUGAGUGCAAAUCAGCUGAUGAAGACGUCAUAAAGGUUUCUGACAGAUGUGACUCCAUCUUCGUUAAUGGCAAGGAAAUGAAAAGCAAAGUGGAUACUAUUGUUAACUUCACUUAUGAGCAUUUUACCACCCAAUUAGAAGUGACGGUCUGGGUUCCACGGCUGCCUCUGCAGAUAGAGAUCUCUGACACAGAGCUCAGCCAGAUCAAAGGCUGGAGGAUACCCGUCACCUCCAAUAAGAGGCCUACCCGUGACAGUGAGGAUGAAGAAGAUGAUGAGAAAAAAGGAAGAGGUUGCACUCUUCAGUAUCAGCAUGCCAUGGUGCGAGUCCUCACACAGUUUGUAGCCGAAUCCUCUGAGUUUGGAGGCUACCUGACCUAUAUGCUAGGCUCUGAGUGGCAGUUUGACAUCACUGACCUUGUGACUGAUUUCAUGAAAGUGGAAGAUCCCAGGAUUGCUAAGCUUCAAGAUGGCCGAGUUCUGGUGGGUCGGGAGCAUGGCAUCACCACAGUCCAGGUUCUGUCACCUCUUUCUGAUUCCAUCUUGGCAGAGAAGACGGUGGUAGUUCUAGAUGACCGUGUAACUAUUACAGAUCUAGGAGUACAACUAGUUUCAGGCUUGUCCCUCUCCUUACAAACCAGCAAAGGAAAUAAGAGAGCUAUUGUAUCCACCACCUCUGCGUAUGAUAUCCUUCAUACACCAAAACAGGAAGCCAUAGUCAGUGCUUGGAUUUUGUUCAGUGAUGGGUCAGUGACACCAUUAGAUAUUUAUGACUCCAAGGAUUUCUCAAUCACCAUCACUUCACUGGAUGAGAUGGUAGUAUCUGUACACCAGAAUCUUCAGUCAAAAUGGCCUGGGGUGGUGGCAGAAGGGGAUGGUCAAGGACCUCUAAUUAAAAUUGAAAUGGUCAUCAGUGAACCAUGUCAGAAGACAAAGCGAAAGAGCAUUCUGGCUGUUGGAAAGGGAAGCGUCAAAGUGAAGUUUGGUCAAAAAGAUUCUGAUCAAAAAGAAAGCACCAAUGACAUUGAUGAUACAGAUAAAGAUUUUAAAAGCCAUGCAAGCAAUUCCAUAGAAAAAACUGCAGAACAAGAGAGGACAGCACAAGAAUGGUCCAAAAAUGGAGUCAUUAGUAAUCAUGAGGACAAUGCAAACAAAAGCACAACGUUCCUGUCUCCCAUUGAUCAGGAGUCCCUGGAGGAUGACCAGCUCCAAAAUAACCCAACUGCCUUCACGGGUUUUCCUGCCCAAGUAGAAAUACCAGGAGAGAACAAUCCCAGUGAUCUCACAUUGACUUCAAGAGGAUUAACAGAUUUAGAGAUCGGCAUGUAUGCCCUGCUGUGUGUUUUCUGCUUAGCAAUCUUGGUCUUUUUGAUUAACUGUGUGGCAUUUGCUUGGAAAUACAGGCAUAAAAGGUUUGCUGUGAGUGAGCAAGGCAACAUCCCCCAUUCCCAUGAUUGGGUCUGGCUUGGAAAUGAGGUUGAACUGCUGGAGAACCCAGUUGACAUUUCACUCCCAUCAGAGGAGUGCACUACCAUGAUUGACAGAGGAAUGCAGUUUGAAGAAAGCAACUUUCUCCUUAAUGGGAGUUCUCAGAAGACUCUUCAUAAUCACAUCCUCAGAUCUUCUGAGUACCUUUGUGAAAAAGAAGUUAAAAGUGAACCUAUAAAUCCUUCUGGGCCAAAGCAGAAGCGAGUGAAGUUCACUUCCUACACAACAAUACUGCCGGAGGAUGGAGGCCCCUACACCAACUCAAUUCUAUUUGACAGUGAUGAUAAUAUUAAAUGGGUAUGCCAAGAUAUGAAUCUUGGUGAUUCCAAGGAACUUAGGGACUAUAUGGAAAGACUGCAAGACAAUAUGUAAAACUACUUUCUUAUGUUUGUAAUCACCUUUAUGCCUUCUGUUUAUGGAUGGUGGAGCGGUCAGUCCAGUCAGCAAUAGGAACAAGACAGUUCAACCUCGGAGUUACUGAGAUGAUAAUCUGGCAUCACUGAGCAGGUACAAGAGGCUGGCUGAGUUAAACCUGUUUCACCACAAACCAGGAUGUGCCCCUAAAGCAGCUACCUGUAGGUGUUGAAGGUGUCACACACGAUGGCUGUUUUUGUAUACUGCCUGGUACUAGCAAAAUGCUAAUACAACUGCGCUCAGACUCAGAGGAGACUUCAUUUGUUUGUCAUUUCUCAUGAUAAAUGGUAAAUCAGAAAAGAAAGGGAUCUUUGUUUGCAUUGAUUUUUCUAGUCGUCAUUCUUUGUAAAGCACAGCGGACAUUUCUUGCUUACAGCCUGAAACAUGGCUUAUAUUAAAAGGGAUAUGAAUGAAUCUUAUCUUAUUGCCUACGUGCAAUGCAGCCAAGUAGUCUUACUG
This is a messenger RNA of Centrocercus urophasianus (Greater sage-grouse), 3918 nucleotides long. It is a transcript of the gene TMEM132B, whose product is annotated as transmembrane protein 132B. The record is from RefSeq and is a predicted model, not a curated record. Bases 1 to 3417 code for a protein of 1138 amino acids. NCBI's taxonomy places the organism in Eukaryota, Metazoa, Chordata, Aves, Galliformes, Phasianidae. The transcript has 11 exons.